Molecule: messenger RNA, 1594 nt
Organism: Daucus carota subsp. sativus
Lineage: Eukaryota; Viridiplantae; Streptophyta; Magnoliopsida; Apiales; Apiaceae
Product: 15-cis-zeta-carotene isomerase, chloroplastic
Exons: 5
Coding region: 188-1285 (365 amino acids)
Biological process (GO): carotene biosynthetic process
Cellular component (GO): chloroplast
Molecular function (GO): 9,15,9'-tri-cis-zeta-carotene isomerase activity
Source: RefSeq, a predicted model, not a curated record
AAAAUAGUGAGAAACUCAUUUUGUCCACACUAGGCUACUAUCCAAAACUCCAACCCAAGAGCACAACUCUUUUCAGAUUCUUUUCUGUCUUCCCCACCUUCCAUUACAUACACUACAUGUUACUAUUAUCACACACAAACACACACACACACACACAGAGAGACAGAGUAACAAGAAACCUCAAGAAAUGGCAAACUCAAUCCUCCUCACAACCCCCUUCCCUCUAUCAUCAAAGCCCAAAUCUUUUCACUUAAAACUCACCUCAUCCUUCACACACAUCACUAUUAACAACCCCUUUAAAUUGCCCACCAGAAAGCUCCCUAAUUCCCAACUAUCAAAUUUCAAGAAAAUUCAAGCAAUUGGCGAAACAGAUGAAAGAAGUAGUAUUAGUAUUGACCCAGAUGAAGAUUUGCUGGUUGGGGAGGAUGCUGCAGUUUUUGAGUUGGGUCAGCAGAAGGUUUCUUCGUGGCUUUAUUUUGGUGGGGUUUUAGGGGUUGUGUUGUUUAUUCUUCAGGUGGGUUGGAUUGAUAAUUCUACUGGGAUUGGGAAAGAUUUUAUUAAUGCUGUCUCUGCCAUUUCAGAUAGCCCUGAGGUGGUGAUGUUACUCCUCAUUCUCAUUUUUGCUGGUGUCCAUAGUGGCUUGGCUAGUCUUAGAGAUGCUGGUGAGAAACUUAUUGGAGAACGUGCGUUCCGUGUCUUGUUUGCUGGCACAUCUCUUCCCCUCGCUGUUAGCACUGUUGUGUAUUUCAUCAAUCACAGAUACGAUGGUGUUCAGUUAUGGCAGCUGCAGGAUGUUUCCCUGUUACAUCAUUUAUUAUGGCUCUCUAAUUUUGUUUCCUUUUUCUUUCUCUAUCCGUCAACCUUUAAUUUGUUAGAGGUCGCAGCAGUAGACAAGCCCAAAAUGCAUCUUUGGGAAAGUGGGAUCAUGAGAAUUACUCGGCACCCACAGAUGGUUGGGCAGGUGAUGUGGUGUCUUGCUCACACAAUCUGGAUUGGGAACUCUGUAGCAGUGGCAGCUUCGGUUGGCCUAAUAGGCCAUCAUCUCUUUGGUGUUUGGAAUGGUGACAGAAGGCUGGCCAUUCGAUAUGGUGAAGAUUUCGAGCUUGUAAAAAGCCGAACAAGUGUCAUACCAUUUGCAGCUAUUCUCGAGGGUCGUCAAAAGUUACCGAAAGAUUACUACAAGGAAUUCAUUAGGUUGCCCUAUGCAGCAAUCACAUUUAUUACCUUAGGAGCAUACUUUGCGCACCCACUAAUGCGAGCUGCCAGUUUUGGGCUACAUUGGUAGGUCGGAACCACUAUCUUCCGCGAAAAGAAAACCAAGAAGUUGCGAAGUUUCGGUUUGAGAGCCAAAUGUUUAUGAUCGGAUGCAGGGUUGCUGGUAAUAAAGAAUUGGCGGUUCACUACCAAUGUGCUCCUGUAAGAGAUUAAUAUAUAGGUAUACUGUUAAUACAUAAAUAUAUAUAUUAGUAAAUUUUUGUGUAUUAUUGGCAAGCAUAUGGUAUCAUUAUAUCUACAGACUAGACAAGUACUAUUGUUUUAUACCAAUUUGUUCCUCAUUACAAUUUUCCAAGGCAAUGAUUUACUCUUCUAUCUA